Molecule: messenger RNA, 1905 nt
Organism: Diaporthe citri
Lineage: Eukaryota; Fungi; Ascomycota; Sordariomycetes; Diaporthales; Diaporthaceae
Exons: 4
Coding region: 1-1905 (634 amino acids)
Molecular function (GO): catalytic activity
Source: RefSeq, a predicted model, not a curated record
AUGGCAACCGACAACAAAUACCCAUUUUGGGGUUACCCGGCGCCCAUCAAAGGGCCGGAAGUGGCGUACAAGGCCGAGCGGAAGUCGAACCCGGCUAUGCGAGGUUGGAUUCUGAUGCCGGCAGCGUACCUGCUCGAGCAGGUGCGCCCUCUCAGGGAGAUGAUCUGGUCGAACGCCGGCUUCUCCUCGCUGCGCAAGCUCCGCGAGAGGAUCGAGGAUUACGAGCCACUCCACGAUCCCACGGUGGUGCCUCUCGAUCAUAGGCUUCUCUUCGGGGUCAAUGGUAAUGGAGAUGUCCACAUCAAUGGCAAUGGAAAUGGAAAUGGGAACGGUUUCAUGGCAGCAGGGGAAUCGGCAGCCUCAGCGGGUUCACCUCGGACGGACUCAUCCCCUCACACUCUCUCACUUACCAGCUACUACUCGACGAAAACAUAUCGCGACCUGUACCUGAAGGGCGAUCUUACGCCUACCGACGUCGCAAAAGCCAUACUGCCUCUCAUCCGGCGAGACAUUGAGCCCAAGGGAUCUCACCACCUCUUCUUCUUCGACAGCAAGGCCGAGCUCGUGCUGAAGGCAGCCGAUGAGUCGACCCAGCGCUACCGCGAGAACCGCUCCCUUGGCCCACUCGACGGUGUGCCGUGCGCCAUCAAGGAUGAAUACGACCUCGAUGGGUACAAGUGCUGCCUCGGCUCGCAUCACAUCCUGUGCGUCAAGAAGCUGGUGGAAGCGGGUGCCGUCAUCGUCGGCAAGACGAGCAUGGUCGAGUUUGGGCUCGACACGCCUGGCAACAACCCCAACUACGGCACGCCGCGGAAUCCUUUCAAUCAGGACUACUACACCGGCGGAUCCUCGUCGGGCACGGCCGCGGCCAUCGGGUCCGGGCUGAUCCCGAUAGGGCUGGGCAGCGACGGCGGCGGGAGCAUCCGGAUCCCUGCGAGCUUCUGCAACAUCUUCGGGCUGAAGCCCACGCACGCGCGUGUCUCAUUCUGGCCGAGCGCCAACCACUCCAACACGUGCGCCGUCAACGGGCCGAUGGCCGCAGACAUGGAGUCGCUGGCCACGCUGUUCGAGGUCGUCGCCCGGCCGCACCCGGACUCACCCUUCGCCUUCCCCAGUGUCCCGAGGCUGCCCUCGGCCGACAGGUUGCUCGAGCAGACGCCCGGUAGGCCCAAGAUCCUCGGUAUCUGCCGCGCCUGGUUCAACGACUGCGCACCCGCGGUUAGGGAGCUGUGUGAGGGGAUGGUGGACACCAUGGUGACCAAACACGGCUACAAGGUCGUCGAUAUCCAGAUUCCGUUCCUGGCCGAAGGUCAGUUCGCGCACGCGAUGACGGUGUUGACGGAUGCGGCGACGCUGUUGCCCAAAUAUGAUAAUCUUACUUUCGCCAACCGCAUCCUCCUAGCUCUAGGCCGCACGACCCCAGCGACAGACUACCUCCUCGCGCAGAAGCUGCGGCGCUGCCUGAUGUCGCACCUGUCGCACCUGUGGCGGCAGCACCCAGGGAUACUGAUCAUCACGCCGACGACGGCGUGCGCGGGGUGGCGGAUCCGGGACGGCGGCGGCAAGGCGGGCGGCAACAGCAGCGGCGAGAUGCGGGUGGGCAUCUCGGACGGCGACAAGACCAUCGAGACGAUGCGGUACGUGUGGCUGGGCAACUUCUGCGGCCUGCCGUCCAUCAACGUCCCCGCGGGCUACGCGAGCCCGGACGCCGCAGGGAAGGGCGAGAGGGUCGCGGACAAGGCCACCGUCGGCAAGGUCCCCGUCGGCUUCAUGGCCACGGGCGAGUGGGCGUCCGAGGAGAGCCUGAUUGAGUUUGGGGUCGAGGCCGAGAGGGCUGGAGCCGAGUGGCGGGAGAGGCCCGAGGGGUGGGUUGAUGUUGUUGAGCUGGCUAAGAAGGCCAAGUAG